Panicum virgatum (switchgrass) is the source of this 3031-nucleotide messenger RNA. Its product is annotated as alpha-L-arabinofuranosidase 1-like. Bases 612 to 2729 code for a protein of 705 amino acids. The transcript has 16 exons. Gene Ontology annotation, molecular function: alpha-L-arabinofuranosidase activity. NCBI's taxonomy places the organism in Eukaryota, Viridiplantae, Streptophyta, Magnoliopsida, Poales, Poaceae. The record is from RefSeq and is a predicted model, not a curated record. Gene Ontology annotation, biological process: L-arabinose metabolic process.
GAGAGAUUAGUACGCAGUAGAAGCGAAGCAGCAGCACUGCAGCAGUUGUUGAAUCUACUGAUGGGUACCAGUGCCACCACCAACUACGUCCGAUUGCAAUCCCACUGACGCCGCUGCUGGCGGCUGCCAUCUCCACCCCCGUUGCCCGCUCGACAGCGACCUCCAUGCGAGGGACGGCGGAGUCCUAGAUACAGCGUGGCCGACCCCCACUGGCGGCUGGCGCCACCUCCUCCCGUCCUGACGACAUUGGUGAGCCGCCGCAACCCUAGUGGGGUUAAAAUUGCAGCUUUGCUUCCCCGCGACAUUGGCCACCGUAGAUUCUUUUCCUUUUUGUUUAUAUUCAUGCGAUUCAUCGAGGGAUUGAUAAAUGAUGGCACAUGGUUGCUUCCCCGCGAUGUCGUGCGGCAGUGAAUGGAGAAGUAAGCUUCAAACAGAAUGCUGUCCGUUCCUAUCCUCCUUUCUCUCAUCAUCAUCUUCGUAUUGGUUAGCUUUGCUUCCACUCGUGCAACUCCUUUUUGCACAAAUUGCUAGUUCUUUAACAUAGCAGCGUGUGCAUAUAUAUAGAGAAUGUCCCUUCGCGUUUUUGAGCUGUGAAUCACUCACUGAGAAUAAUGGGAGUGCAGAGACAGAUAGCCCGUGCUGCUUCUUUGCUUCAUGCACUGGCUGUAGUGUGUGCCCUGUGCUGGGCAUUGUCUGCUCGGUUUGUGCAGGGCCAGAGCCAAACUGGGCAGCUGACAGUGGAUGCCUCGCUGCAGAAUGCUAGGAAGAUCCCUGAUAAGAUGUUCGGUAUCUUUUUUGAGGAGAUCAACCAUGCUGGAGCUGGUGGGUUGUGGGCAGAGCUUGUAAGCAACAGAGGAUUCGAGGCUGGUGGCCCUAAUACACCUUCCAAUAUCGAUCCAUGGUUGAUCAUUGGGGAUGAAUCAAGUAUCAUUGUUGGAACUGAUCGAACUUCAUGUUUUGCGCAUAAUCCAAUUGCACUUCGGAUGGAGGUUCUUUGUGAUUCUAAAAGAACCAAUGCCUGCCCAUCCGGAGGUGUUGGGGUCUACAAUCCUGGUUACUGGGGAAUGAACAUUGAAAAAGGGAAGGUUUAUAAGGUGAGCAUGCAUAUUAGGUCAUCAGAUGCGGUGUCCUUGACCGUCUCAUUGACAAGUUCUGAUGGUCGACAAAAACUCGCUGCUCAUACCAUCACAGGUAGCAAGAAAUCCUUUGCAAAAUGGACAAAGAUAGAAUUCAGUUUGAAGUCCAGGCAAAAUAAUACCAACUCCAGGCUUCAAUUUACAACCAGCAAGAGCGGGGUGAUUUGGCUUGAUCAAGUGUCAGUCAUGCCAUUGGACACUUACAUGGGGCAUGGUUUUCGGAAAGAUCUUUCUUUGAUGUUGGCCAAUCUCAAGCCUCAGUUUCUCAAAUUUCCAGGUGGUAACUAUGCCAUGGGAAAUCACCUACGGAAUGCAUUUCGGUGGAGCGAAACUGUGGGACCAUGGGAGGAAAGACCUGGUCACUUCAAUGAUGCCUGGGGAUACUGGACUGAUGAUGGACUUGGAUUUUUUGAAUUCCUUCAGUUGGCUGAAGACCUCGGUGCUUCACCAGUUUGGGUGGUAAAUGAUGGAGCAAGCCUUAAUGAAGAAGUUUCUACUGCAACAAUAGCAUCAUUGGUUAAGGAUGUUGUUGAUGGCAUCGAGUUUGCCAGGGGAGGACCCAAAACACCUUGGGGUUCAGUUCGUGCAGCAAUGGGACAUCCAGAACCUUUUAAGCUUGAUUAUGUUUCAAUAGGAAAUCAAGAAUGCUGGAUGCUCUACUACAGAGGAAAUUACCAAAAGUUUUAUUCUGCAAUUAAAGCUGCAUACCCUGAGGUCAACAUUAUAUCAAGUUGUGAUAGAUCGACUAUUUCUCCAUCCAACCCUGCUGAUCUGUAUGAUGUUCGUGUCUACACCUCUUCGAGUAAUAUGUUUUCCAGAACUAGUAUGUUUGACAACACACCACGUAGUGCGCCCAAGGCAAUUGUUAGUGAGUAUGCUGUGACUGGGAAUGAUGCUGGCAAAGGAACACUGGUAGCAGCACUAGCAGAGGCUGCAUUUCUCAUUGGAUUGGAAAGGAACAGUGAUGUGGUCGAGAUGGCGAGCUGUGCACCCCUUUUUGUAAAUGACAAUGAUCGCAGGUGGAGCCCAGACGCCAUCGUCUUCAACUCGUGGCAGCACUAUGGAUGCCCAAACUAUUGGAUGCUACACUUCUUCAAGGAUUCGAGUGGCGCUGCCCUUCACCCUACCACCAUUCAGAUCUCCGACUACGAUCAACUGGUUGCGUCUGCCAUCACUUUGCAGAAUGCUACAGACAGAAGCCCUUACCUAAGAAUAAAGGUAAUCGCCAUCGUCCAAUUUCCAUGUUUCAACAAUCAGAAAAGUAGCAAAUAUGAAAUAAAGGAAAAACAAGAAUGGGCAAGGACGUUGGCAAUCGAAAUUUUGUUGCAGGUGGUAAAUUUCGGGAACAGAGCUGUGGAUCUCAACAUCUCUGUGGUGGGGCUGGCAAACGGAAUCAAGAUGUCUGGAUCGAAACAGACAGUUCUAACAUCCAGCAAUCCACUUGACGAGAACUCCUUCGAGCAGCCAGAGAAGGUGGCGCCGGUGUCGAGCCCGUUGGCAAACGCGAAGCCGCAGAUGGGCUUGUCCCUGAGGCCGUACUCCCUCACCUCGUUUGACCUGCUGCUGGAGGCGAGCAAGCAUGCCAGCAUCUGAAGAAGCAGCUGCGGUGACCAACCCAACGACGAGGAAAGACUGUACUGCAUUGCCAGAGUAUCAGUAGCUGUUGGAUACGUACGCACCGGUGGUUGUAAUUAAACAUGUGCUCUGCGUAAGGCUGAUGUUUAAGAUGCUAGCGAUUCCAUGCUAACUAUCAAUUCAUGUAAUAGAAAAGGAUCUUAUUGUCAAGGAGAACAAGCUCCGUUGUAGUCUAGCUGGUUAGGAUACUCGGCUCUCACCCGAGAGACCCGGGUUCGAGUCCCGGCAACGGAAAGAAUGUCCCUUUUUUUUCUUCCUCA